AGUACAUCAUCAUUGGAGAGUAAUUUAGAAGGUCUAGCAAGUGUGCUGGAAGCUGAUUUACCCAAUUACAAAACAAAAAUUAUCAGGAUUUUAUGUGAAUGUGCUGUGAAAUUACCAGAGAAACAGGCUGUAUACACAACCUUGGUUGGUCUCCUGAAUGCCAAAAAUUACAAUUUUGGAGGGGAGUUUGUCGAAAUGCUGGUGCGAAAUAUGAAAGAGGCUCUUAAAACCGAAGAAUUUGAGUCUGCCAGACUUAUUAUCCGGUUCAUAGCUGACCUUGUAAACUGCCGAGUCAUAGUAGCCGGUUCCCUGCUUGCCAUGUUUGACAAUUUUAUUGAAGUGACAUUAGAAGAUAACAUACCACAGGUGAGAUCAGACUGGUAUGUGUAUGCCGUACUGACGUCACUACCGUGGGUUGGUAGAGAGAUGUAUGAAAAGAAAGAGAUGGAGUUUCAGAAGUUACUGGUCACUAUAGAUGGUUAUAUAAGUAAAAGACAGAAGAUACAUGUACCAGCAUUAAGGGUGUGGUCUACAGAUACUCCCCACCCACAAGAAGAGUACUUGGACUGUCUUUGGGCGCAGAUUAAGAAUUUGCGGAACAACAAAUGGAUCGAGAAGCAAGUGCCGCGGCCGUAUUUGGCAUUUGACAGCGUCUUAUGCGAGGCUCUACAACACCCGUUACCCCAGAUCAUCCCUCCGUCUCACAACGAGGAGAUAAUGUACCCGCUACCUACGGUCGUCUUCAGAAUGUUUGACUACACGGACGUUCCUGAGGGUCCCGCAAUACCUGGAAGUCAUUCAAUAGAAAGAUUUCUGAUCGAGGAAAGUCUAUCAAAUAUUGUACAGACAUUUCACCUGGAGAGAAAAGAGUGUGCCGCAGCUUUGCUUAGCUACACGACCAAGAACAAAAUUCCCCUGAACUAUAUGAUUGUCGAGGUGAUGUUUGGUCAACUAUUCAGAUUACCUCAACCCCCAUACCUUGAGAUUUUCUAUGGUUCAACACUGAUAGAGCUGUGUAAACUACAACCAGGGUCCAUGCCACAAGUUUUGGCUCAAGCUACAGAAAUGUUGUAUGAGAGACUGGAUACGAUGAAGUCUCCAUGUAUUGAAAGGUUUUCCAACUGGUUUGCCUACCAUUUGAGCAACUUCCAGUUCAGAUGGAGCUGGGAUGAUUGGAUAGCUUGUACACAGGUCAACCCGCUUCUCCCUAAACCCAAGUUUGUUACAGAGGUUCUCCAUAAAUGCCUGAGAUUGUCGUACCAUCAAAGGAUUAAAGACACUGUACCAGAAGCCUUUAGAGAGCUGAUACCAGCUAAACCUCAAGCCAGGUACAAGUACGAGGAAGAAGGGGCAGGAUCAUUGCCGGGUACCAUGGUUUCCCAUCAGUUGAUAGAUGCCAUCAAAUCAAAAUGUACACCAGAGGAAACACUGGUCUUAUUGAAAGAAUUACCAAAUCCUCUAGCUGAUGAUACAGAUGAGCCGUCACACCAUCCCCUCAGAAUAGAUGUGUUUGUGUCUACACUGUUACAUCUUGGAUCUAAAUCUUUCUCCCAUUCAUUUGCUGCCAUUGCAAAGUUUCAUUUUGUGUUGAAGAUGUUGGCCGAGUCUGAGGAAGGCCAGAUAUGUCUCCUGAAGACAAUGUAUGAAGUCUGGAGUACACAUCCACAGAUGAUGGUAGUUCUGACAGACAAACUUCUGAAGACUCAGAUCGUAGAGUGCUCGUCUGUUGCUAACUGGCUCUUCUCAGCCGACAUGGCACCAGAUUUCACCAGGAACUAUGUUUGGGAGAUAAUGCACUCGACAAUCAACAAGAUGAGUAAACAUGUUGAAAAACUUCAGAAAGAGGCUGAGGACGCCAGAGAUUUGUUAGACGCUGCGAAGAAAAAAAUGGCGGAUGGUUUAGAUUACGAGGAGGACGAUGAGAUACCCACGGAGGAAAUGGUGGAGCGCAUGGAAGAAAGACUUGAACUUGUCCAGAAUCAACAGAAACGAUUGUUUCUCAUCAUAUUCCAGAGGUUUAUUAUAAUAUUGACGGACCAUUUAGCACGCUGUGAGAGUGAAGGUAUAGAUUAUCAGACGCCCUGGUAUAAGUGGGUCAUUGAAAGACUUCAGGAAGUGUUCCUUCUACACCACAGUUUGGUGUUUAAGUAUAUAAACACCUUGGAGAGUUUGUUAUUCACCAGUGACAUUGACAUUCAUAUCCUGGAGGUGUUUCAACAGUUCUGUGCCCUUAGAUCUUGAGUUGAAUAAAUGUUGCAGUGCCAAUUUAUAUAUUACAAUGACCAGUCCAUUAAACCACUUCAAUAUUACAGUAACCAGUCCAAUAUUAGUAAUCAGUCCAAUAAACCACUUUAAUAUUACAGUGACCAGUCCAAUAUUACAGUGAUCAGUUCAAUAUUACAGUAACCAGUCCAAUAUUAGUAAUCAGUCCAAUAAACCACUUUAAUAUUACAGUGACCAGUCCAAUAUUACAGUGAUCAGUUCAAUAUUACAGUAACCAGUCCAAUAUUAGUGAUCAGUCCAAUAAACCACUUCAAUAUUACAGUUACCAUUUACAUAUUACUAACUAAUUAAAUUUUUCUGGGAGACAAUGAUCUUGGCACGGUAUCUUCACUGUUGCUCCACAAAUAUUCUGAACAAACUGUUGUGUUUUCCAAUGAAAUUACUGUAACAAAUAUAAAAAGAAUUUAACACUCGAGAAAAAAAAAACAGUGUUAGUUGGUCAUAUUAUUGAAGAAAAUGGGGUCACUUGUUAUUUUUCUGCAACAUUCAUUUGUGCGGAUGAAAUUUAUGUUAUGUAAGCUCCCUGAAAAGCGGGAACUUUUUGUGCAGACUUGGAUGAAACAUGUAUUCUAUCAAGUUUGUACCAAACAAAUUCAGAUACAUUGACAUAUAAAUCCAAAUACAAAAGGAAUGUUAAAAUCUCAUGCCAAUUGGUUCACAUUUCUAUAUAUAGAAUUUCACUUAAGUGUGAUAACAACCUUAAUUACAUGAUACAGGAUCUUUAAGUUAAAGAAAACAAUCCUUGCACUUCCUCAUCUUUGUGAAAUUGUGGGUUAUUUCAAACAUUAGCCUUCUUUUAUUUUAUAGCAAACUUAAACUGCAUUUGUUCUAUAAUGGGACAAACAACUGGAAAUUAGCACUUCUGCAACUUUUUGUCCAAUUUGGCUCAUGUGCCAUUUUGUUAUGUUGGUCAUUGUGAAAGAAAAUAUUUUUGCCCAUAGUAAACUGUGUAAAAUAAUAGAAAUGUGAACCAAUUAGCAUAAGUUUUUAACAUUUCUUUUGUAUUUGAAUGACAUUAACUUGAUGCAAUAUUGCAAAUAAUUUUUAGGGAACUUGAAAUUGUAAUACAUAUGAAAUUGUAAUUGUAUUUCAUUUCAAUUUGUAUUUUAAUCCAUCAAUCUGAUUAAAAUCAGAUUCUAAUUGAAGCUAUGCAUUAAGAUCUGAUGACCACCAAUUGGUUGUCACCUUCUUGUGACUUUUCAAACAGCCAAUCAUCCGCAAGCUUUCUUAAUUUUGAAUGUGAUGCGGUUUCUAAUUUUAGCAGCUGGGUAACCAAUAGGGAGAAGGUAAUUUUCAUGAUUUAGAAAAAAAUAUGGCGUUGUCCAUAUAGCUGGCUGGUAAACUGGCAAACAAUCUAAACCAUUAAAAAUUGUGUUUAUAUGUUUCAAAUUACUUCAAACAUUUUUUUCAAACAAAAAUUAACAAUAUGUUUUACUUCCAAGUACAGUGAUAUUUUGAUACUUUGUCUAAUGCCUAUCUGUAAAGGAUAGUUUGAUUGCAUGGCUAAAAAUAUUUUUUUUGGGAAAUCCGAAUCACAGUGAAGGCGAAACAAAUAUGGUGGUCAUCAGAUCUUCAUGCAAGAAAUAACUUAAGGUGAUUUAAAAUUUAGUCAAAUUGCUAAUCUGUGAAUUUAAAUCUGAAAUUUGAAUUUUAUGACAUGUAGUUUUGAAUUUUAAAUCUGUAAUGCAUAUGAAAAUGAGACUGUAAGCACAUAUAAAUUUGAUUCUGUAAUUCAUGUUAUAUUUAAAGGAGUAAACACUAAAUCUCUUAGUGUAUGAAUGUAAAUUUGUAAUUCAUUUUGUAUUGAAUCAUUUGAAUUUGUAAUUUCUGUUUUUACUGAAUUUGUAAUGUAAUGGCACUUGAUAGUUUGAUGGCUUGAAUUUUUUCAUCAUGUCUGUUUUUAUUUAAAAAAAUUUUAGAACUUUACUUACAUAUUUUAUGAAAUUUUCAGAACUUGAAUGUCAGGAAUAGUAUCAUUUGUAAAUGGUGUGAAACUUUUUUAAGUGAUUGAAAACUUUAUUUAAUCUGUAUUUAGAAUCAUACGAUGGACUAUGUUAUGAAAAUUGAUCUUUAAUAUGUAUAUGUAAAUAAAAAACAUUAAUGUUGUAAGGGGUUAUGGCCCUUGAAAGCUAGGGUUUGUUGCUAAACUGGAUUUAUGUUAUUUGUCUAUGUGGUUUUUUUAUAGGAAGUGAUGUCUUUUAUUAAUUAAAAUGAUUACAAGAAAGUAUAACAUUAUUAAAGACCCAGUCUGCUCCAGAAAUGCUUUUUUAUUUAAUUUUAUUGAAUAAAAAUGAUUACAAUAAUUACAAGUAAAACAAUAUUUAAGACCCAGUAUGCUUCAGGAUUUAUUUCAUUUUUUUUUCAUUUAUCACACUUUCUUAUUUUUAGUUUCCUGUUAUAAUUUCCGAAAAAAAGUACUCAUUUGCAGAAGAACUUUACCAAAUUGAACUUCUUUUGCUUUUUUUAGUGAAUUAAUUGAUUAUUUAUAAUCAUUUCAUUUUUAAUUACUACUUCAUUUGAUAAGUACCUUAUAUGUUGUAAAAACAUGUUGGCCCUUUCUAUAGAAGAAACUCAUUUCUGAGGCAUGAUGUGCCUUUAAUGUUAUGUUUUAUGUUGUAUAAUACUUAAAAUGCGUCAUAUGUAUGAAUAGGCAGGGUAUUAUGGGUGUUUUAAUGAUUUUAUGCCCAUUGCCCGAUAUUUCAGCAUGUAGGAUCUCAUUUUAACCUUAUUCAUAUUUACUCUAAUACUUCUUAAUUAAUGAAAAUGAAUAAUGGCAGUGUAUAAUGUUGUUAUAUAUAAAUAUUUUACUUUCACUGUUGUAUGAAAUGAAAGGACCCAAGCAGGUGUUUCGACAUUUGCUGGAAUUAGUCGAGUACUAU
Messenger RNA from Ruditapes philippinarum (Manila clam), 5162 nucleotides. RefSeq names its product nuclear cap-binding protein subunit 1-like. Gene Ontology annotation, biological process: nuclear-transcribed mRNA catabolic process, nonsense-mediated decay; mRNA export from nucleus. The record is from RefSeq and is a predicted model, not a curated record. Lineage: Eukaryota; Metazoa; Mollusca; Bivalvia; Venerida; Veneridae. Gene Ontology annotation, cellular component: nucleus; nuclear cap binding complex. Gene Ontology annotation, molecular function: mRNA binding; RNA cap binding; protein binding.